This is a messenger RNA of Nematostella vectensis (starlet sea anemone), 1864 nucleotides long. RefSeq names its product sodium/bile acid cotransporter 7-B. Lineage: Eukaryota; Metazoa; Cnidaria; Anthozoa; Actiniaria; Edwardsiidae. The record is from RefSeq and is a predicted model, not a curated record. The coding region runs from base 143 to 1183 and encodes 346 amino acids. The transcript has a single exon. Gene Ontology annotation, cellular component: plasma membrane.
CCCAUCGAUAAUUAUAUGGAUCUUUCGAUUUGAGCGAAUGCGCAUGUGUGCACGUGGCAUCGUUUGGUGACGUUCUAAGAUGGCGGAUGCCGGCUUCUGAGGACACUUCUGAACAAAUCCACGUCCAAAACCCUAUACAAUCAUGCUGGCUGCCAUCAAGAAGAACUGGUUUCUCAUUGGGAUCGUCGUUGUGAUAUCUUUGGCAAAGAUAGCGCCAUUUAUUGGCGAAAAGGGUGGAAUUCUCAAACCGGAAUACACGGUGAAAUACAUCGCCGUGUCUGUGAUAUUUUUCAAUAGUGGAAUCUCGCUACGAACUGAGGACUUGAAAAGCGCCCUAACUCAUGUGAAGCUACACGUAUUUGUGCAGAGCUUCACUAUGGCCUUUGUCCCUAUGCUGAUGACGGCCAUAGUACAGUUUCUCUCUCAUACAUCUCUAAAUGCCUGGCUGCUCAAAGGACUUCUUGUAGUUAGUUGCAUGCCGCCUCCUGUAUCCUCAGCUGUGAUUCUCACAAAGGCUGUUGGAGGCAACGAAGCAGCCGCCAUCUUCAAUUCUGCCUUUGGGAGUUUUCUGGGUAUAUUUGUCACGCCAUUACUGCUUCUAAAUCUAAUUGGAACAUCAUCAUCCGUUCCCGUAACUAAGAUUUUCGCAACACUUAGUGUCACCGUAGUAUUCCCUAUCCUGCUCGGACAAGCAUUGCGUUACAGCGAGAAGGUCAAAUUAUGGAUGGAGAGAACAAAGCCGCCUUUUGGAACUAUAGGAAGCUGCGUGUUGCUGCUUAUAAUCUAUACUACAUUCUGUGAUACAUUUUCUCAUGAUAUUGGUGACAUUGACACUUUUAGCUUGAUGGGUAUUAUAGCUAUUGUAGUUCUUCUUCAGUGCUGUCUACUUCUUCUAACAUUCACUGUGUCACAGUUUAAAGGUCUAUCCUUCACGCCUGCCGACACUGUUGCUAUUAUGUUUUGUUCUACUCACAAAUCGUUGACCCUUGGCAUUCCAAUGCUGAAGAUAGUUUUUGCUGGCUAUAAGUACCUAUCGUUGAUCUCUAUCCCGUUGCUGAUUUAUCACCCAACCCAGAUCUUGCUAGGAGGAGUUCUUGUCCCAUUUGUGAAAAGCUGGAUGAAGUCAGCGCAAGCCAAGAAGAAAGAGAGGAGGGUUGUUAAUGGUGUACUUAUUAAUGCAUAGGUGGAUAUAGGUGGACGAAAUAUGGUCUUUUCAUUGCUCUUUAAGUUUCUUCACCAAAAAACAGAAGGGGUCCCCCUCCCCCCUGGGUUUUGUGGCAUUGAGGUAUUGGCCUUUUUUGUACAGUAUUGUGGUAAAAGAGCAAAAAAGAUGCGGUGAUGCGGUAUUUCAUACAUGUGUAUGGUAUGCAAUAUUUUUUUUUUCUGCUGUAUUGUGGUAUUUUUUUAAAAAAAUUGAGGUAAUUAGACCUCCCCCUAAAACUUCUUGUCCCCAGAAAUGUUUAAAAAUGAGGACAUUUCAAGUUGGCUGGUUCUGUCAGUUGUAUCUUAAUUAUUCUACCCCAAGUUUUUCAAACCAGCCAUUGCCCUUGGCAAUAUAAAAGAAAUUGCUUUAAGUUCUAUUUAUGGACCCUAUUAUAUGCUAUUAUAUAUCAGAAACACCUUCUGCCUUGAGGUUUCUCAAAUUUGGCUUUCAGGGUUAUGGAAAUCUGUUUAACACAUACCAAGCAAAAAAAGAAAGAAAAAGUAGUUACUGAGAAUAUAGUAGGUUUAAAACUGGAAAAUACACAAAAUAUGCCUUCUGUUAGUAUAAAGUAUUCUCAAAAUAUUUGGUUACACUUGUGAAUUGGAAGCUAUGUAAUCGUCACAAAUUAAAACUAAAAAAUAUAACAUUUUACAAACAGUA